Messenger RNA from Porites lobata, 3731 nucleotides. The record is from the annotation of a GenBank genome assembly. Lineage: Eukaryota; Metazoa; Cnidaria; Anthozoa; Scleractinia; Poritidae.
AUGCAGACGACCAAGUCUUCAACCUUCUCAGUAGAAUCGCUUAUAUCCAAGGAGAGCUUCGAGCCAAGAGUGGACGCUCACAGCUGCAUAGCGCUGCCGAGAUGCUCGCUAGGACCCGAAAGGACACGAACCUCGCCCAGUUUUACAAACUCCAUAACCAUUCCUCGGCCUCUGGCGCUGGAAGGCGUUUCUGCGGGCCACACAAGCGCAUUUUCACAAACUUCUCAAUCUCCUCUUUCCAGUGGAAGAACAUUUGCAAUCCCGCCGCGUGCUUCAGAGCAUCAUCAAGGUAUUUUACUAAUUUUCAAUGUCAAGCCAUAUGUAAAUUCGUGUUGAUUCCUAGUCUUUUACAGAUUGAGCGAAAAAAUAAGCCUAAAAAAAGUAACUUUUCUAAAUAUUCAAUCACAGCCCUUAACAUUUUGAAACUUGCUGUUGUCUUCCUCUCAGAAUUUUGAACAACUCUUUAAUUUUUUCCACGGAAAAUUAGUUGUUAACUGGAUUACACUGCGUAAUUUUCUUGUUUGCUUGCGCAACCUCCCAAACGACCUUAAGACAACUUCGAUUCCGAAACAAUUUAAAUGUGGCGGGCCUCUAAAUAUUCUUCUAGAAAAAUAGAGACAUCUUUGUCUACAGAUGUGGGAAGCCGCAUGUUUUUAAACAUAGGUCAUACAGGAACUCGUAAAAGAGCCUUCCUGCCGUAACCCACCGCUUUCGGAAUUGAAAGAAAAAUAUAUCAGAGGAAAGGAAGUGUUUAGGAAAUAUUGUACAAAUAUUUCGUCUUGAAAAAUCGUGAUUCUUUCAAAAGGAACUGAAUAAGACAGCAUUAGAUAAGGAACUCUGCAUCCAACGUAACAACUUUUUUAUGCUAUUUUCUUGCUCACAUUACAUGACUUCGCCCUGAGUGAUUAAAAAGAAUACCAAGGCCAUCUAUGUAAAAUCUUGUCGGUAUUUUAGUAAGUUUCUCAUAUAGCGCGGGAAGCAAAAUUCGUGCAUGAGAACUACAGCUAUAUCGAGUAGUUUCAUUUUUGCGGUUGUCAAUUAUUUUUGAUUUUGGUUUAAGAGUCUACAGUUACGCAGAAUCAAUAGUGAGAUCUACGUUCUUCUUUGAUAAUAAAUUAUCAUUAAUACUUCAGGGUUUUAUAGACGAAACACUAAAUUACAUCUGGUGCCUCCUUAGAUAAAAACUUUUUUAAAAUUAUAAUAGAAAUUUCCAAUUUUGGAAAAGAAAUAGUAAAACAAAAAGGAGAAGCAUUUAGAGACCCACCCAGUUAGAACUUUCCUUUAGUAAGAGUAAAGCGAUGUUUCAUAUACAAGAUAGUAAAUAGGAAAAGCGUUAAAUUUCCUAUUCUUUCAAUGAAAGAGCACUGAAUUUUAGAUAUUAGUAUUAACUGAGAGGAAAUUAUUUGCAGCUUGAUGAAAGGCGGUCAAACCGCGAGUCAAGAGCUUUUACUACACUCUUUUCUUUUAUAAGAUUGUUGUUUUCCCGGCCCAGGCUGAAUAUUCUUAUUUUUCUGCCGAUUUUAAGACCGAACAUAUUCUUGUAUUAUUCUUAAAUUGUAGCCUCUUAGCUGACUCUUCCGUUUUAGAAUGAACGGGGUUUAAUAAUAAAUUACAAUAAAUUUAUAAUUUAUAAUAAAUUGCAGUUAAUGGCAAUCUGACACGUUUUUCUUUUUGGUGGCUGGUUUUGCCGUCAAGAGAAAGGAAUAAUUUCACGGUUAAGUUACAAACAUAUAAUUGUAUUGUAUUAACAGAUUUUCAACACACAAAAUUAUAUCCUUCUCAGCCUUGGGUUUAUUCUUAUCAUAUUCUUACGAUUUUGCAAAUUUCAGCCUCGAUAUUCUUAUAAAAUAUAUUCUUAGAGGAAAAAAAGAGUGUAUGUACCUACCAAACUGCCUUUGAGCCAAACCACUGAAUAACCAACCGAAGACUUGCUCACUAAUUUCACAGUAGAGCUCCUUGUACAGGAAGUAAGCUCAGCUUAUUGCAUUAGAUUUUAUAGACUAUGGUUCGAAAAGCGGAAGUUGAUUGUAAGUGUGAAUCUAUUAACAAGGAACUUGACAGUGUAAAUCAGCUAUGGGUGCGGUUCGGUUUACCCUAAAUCAAUCAAACUACAUUUUGACUUUAAGUCUACUCUAGGUUAGACUUAAGCCUUUUUGCCCAUUAUACACAUGUAUCAAGGUAAUUUUUUUGGUAAUGUUUCGAAUCUUUUCUGAAGACACGGUUUACAUUGUGCUUCAGUAGGAUACAAAUUCACAUGAAUAUAAAUUUACAAUAAAAAUGUCUCGUAUUAAAUAAUAACUAACUUCAAAGUCAAAAAAGCUUUGCUAACGUUUGCAGUCUGUACACUUUUGCGCUCGUUGCAUGCAAAACCUAGCAUCAAGUCACAAUGAUCUCAUUUUGUACUUUAUCUUAACUGUACACUGCACAAAUUUGUUCUGAUUUUACAAAGUAAACUUUAGGUAUAAAGCUAACCAAUCAGUGUUUUCCCUCUGAGGCAUUUUCCCUAUUUUCUUUCAUUCUAGUUUUUUCAACUGUAGGGUUGAAAGUAAACGUUUGAGAGAUCAAAUUUCUUAAUAAACAUUGGUAUAAAUGUCAAGUUAACAUAGUUGAAGGAUGAAAUUAACAAUUUCAGCAGGCUUCACAGUCCUUUUGAGUUAUAGAGUCAGGAGCGUAUGACAUAUAGAGUCCAUUAAACUUCAUUCACAGUAGUUUGUCAAAAGUUUUAGUACCGAAAUUCUUAAGAGAGGCUUUCUAAAACAUUUGUAGAGUGGACUUCUCUAUCUGAUGAUAUACUACAAAUCUUGGCUGUUCAUAGAGAAGACAAGUGAUGACGUCACAAAAACUAAAUUUGUGAAAUUAUGGGAAAGGUUGGCAUAUCCAGAAGGAGAAAAAGGCCUCUGCUAACAGGGAACCAAAAAUCAGCCUGUUGGUGCAAAUUGGAUAUAAGCAUAAGCAACGUUAAGCUCAGAUGACUCCAUAUAAAUCCUUCCAAAUAGGCCGGCUGGAUCGAUCGUAAACGUUUCGAUCCAAGCCAAUUUCAGAAUUAGGAUUUGCAUGGAGUCUUCAGAAAAUAAAGGUACUUACAUCUCCCCGCCAAUUUGCAUAUGAGGCUGAUUUAUGGCAAGGGGGCAUUUUUCAUCUUGUUUUCUGAAUAUGCCAUCCAAUCCCAUAAUUUUCACAUUUCUUUUUUUUUAUUGUAAUCGAUUUAACCUUUACUUUUUCUCCCUAUCUCUUUAGAUUCUCACCGCAAUGAUGACUCAACAAGAACUCGCCGCUACAGAACAGCAUUCACAAGAGAGCAGUUGAGCAGACUAGAGAAAGAAUUUCUCAGAGAAAACUAUGUCUCACGUACGCGCAGAAGUGAGCUGGCGUCAACCCUGAACUUGUCAGAAACAACCAUCAAAAUAUGGUUCCAAAACAGACGUAUGAAGUCAAAGAGACGGCGUAUGGCCCUAGGGCUGAAGCCUGUUCAAGCUUUUUGCCCCACUAGGCAUUUGCCCUCCGAAGGGCACCUCAAUUCGGGCCAUCUUUAUAAUGGCCUUCAUUAUGUACCCUGGUCGCCAUAUUCACCUGUCAGUGGUCCUUUGUGGUCUCAUGGAGUUCACUUUGUGCACUGUGAUCCGCAUUAUCACCCCUUUUCUGUGCCACCAUCCGGGAAUAAUGUGACGUCCAGCUACAGAACGCCAAGCACACAGGGAAACUGCUCUCAUAGCUGGAAAGGCAGUGAUUAG